AAAAAAAAAAAAAAAAAAAAAAAGCGUAGGGAAUACUCGUCGUGUGACCUCUCCAUCACCGUAGAGCCACACUCCCAAUCUUUUGAAACAAGCCGAAAAGGACGAAGUUGCGAGGAGAAAACGGAGGAGCAUGUCGAGGAAACCAAUCUUCGUGGCCACCCACCCAAGGGCAUGCUCGACAGCAUUUGAAAGGGUCUUCAUGACCUGCCGCGACACUUUACAAUGUGUUCACGAGCCAUUUGGGGAUGCGUGGUACUACGGGCCCGAGAGACUUGCAGACCGGUUUGAAAAUGAUGAGCAGGCUCGUCAAGAGAGUGGAUAUGUGAACGCAACGUACAGAGAUAUUUUUGAGAAUAUCGACAAAGAAAAUGCGCAGGGUAAGAGGUUGUUUAUCAAAGACAUGGCGCAAUACUGGAUUCCGAUGGAUAGCAAGCCCUCUUCCCUUGCCCCAUCCCUGGUGUCUUAUCGCCGAGGCGUGGGAACACAGCGCAAGGGCGAGAACGGUGAGAAUGGAGACGAGAGUCACGUAGACUCGAACGUUGCCACAGCCGUCGAUACAAAGCAAGUUGGAAAGGCCGGCCAUCCGUACCCUACCGCGGCCGAGCCUGGCAAUCCGACUGUCGUGCCGGAAGCCUUGCUCAAGCAGUUCCAUUUCACGUUUUUGAUUCGCCACCCGCGAUCCAGCAUUCCGUCCUACUUCCGCUGUACGGUCCCGCCGCUGUCUGAAUUGACUGGCUUCGACUACUUUGACCCCAGAGAGGCAGGGUAUGUGGAGCUUCGCAGGUUGUUCGACUACCUCAGGAGCGUUGGCCAGGUUGGUCCUCACGUUGCAGGCCAGACCAACGGCACCACGAAUGGCGUCAAUGGGGUCAACGGAGAUGCGGGUGACAAGGUAGAGCUUUGCCUAAUCGACGCUGACGACAUGCUUGACGAUCCGUACGCCAUGAUCGAGAAGUACUGCAACAGCAUCGGGAUAGAGUAUUCCCCAGAGAUGUUGAAGUGGAACAAGCCUGGGGAUCAAGAGCACGCGCAGGCGCAGUUUGAGAAGUGGAAGGGCUUCCACGAGGACGCGCUCGACUCUAGUGAACUUCGACCACGGGCUCACAAAAAGUCCCCGAAGUCGGACGAAGAGCUGUUCAAGGAAUGGACUGAGAAGUACGGCGAGGAGGCUGCUAGGCUGAUUAAGAAGACGGUGGAUGAGAAUAUCGAGCACUAUGAAUACCUGAAGCAGUUUGCCAUCAAGAUCUGAAAGCAGUGCCAAAGAGGGGCAGGUAUUGAGACAAAAGGGGAGAGAGAUAGAUAGAUAGAGAGAGAGAGAGAGAUUCUGCAAUGUAGCAUUUCCUUGUUCCGUGGCCUGCAG
Messenger RNA from Verruconis gallopava, 1360 nucleotides. RefSeq lists its product as uncharacterized. The transcript has 4 exons. NCBI's taxonomy places the organism in Eukaryota, Fungi, Ascomycota, Dothideomycetes, Venturiales, Sympoventuriaceae. The record is from RefSeq and is a predicted model, not a curated record. The coding region runs from base 131 to 1249 and encodes 372 amino acids.